Leptopilina boulardi is the source of this 8793-nucleotide messenger RNA. RefSeq lists its product as uncharacterized. Lineage: Eukaryota; Metazoa; Arthropoda; Insecta; Hymenoptera; Figitidae. Bases 1187 to 4432 code for a protein of 1081 amino acids. The transcript has 10 exons. Gene Ontology annotation, molecular function: 3',5'-cyclic-GMP phosphodiesterase activity. Gene Ontology annotation, biological process: cGMP catabolic process. The record is from RefSeq and is a predicted model, not a curated record.
GCUCGUCGCGCGUAUGGGGUCCAGUUCUGUGUUACUGUUUACCGCGUUCUCUUUGACGCCUCUUGACAGACAAAAGCGUUGUCGCGCUCGAAUCGGGCCGCCAACGAUAGUACGUGUCACAUAUCGCGAGAAACAAGUUUUCCGAGCCUUGUCCGCAAGGACGACUGUCUUAUUCUCUCUCUUUCUUCAUCAUUGCACUUUCGUGUGGUGCCAUCGACAGUGUGGUGUCGAGCACUCGUGUGGAUCCUCGUCUCACUUUUCUGGGGUCAGUGCCUGCUCGAUCGGAUCCGGAGCAGGAGCUCCGGUUUUUAAAAGUCAAAACUCGAUUCAUUAAACUAAAUAAUCAAAUAUUUUCAAUACAAAGUUAUUGAUAAUUUCAAAAAAAUUAUCAAGAAAAAAAGUGAGAUUUAGAAAGUGAUAUUCAAACUUAAAUGGAACGUUAAGUGUAAUAAUUGACAAUUUUUAGUAACUUAAAUAGUUUCUUCUUCCAUUGAUUCCUUAUGGCUCUUAAAUAUCGUUCAAUCUCACCUACUUCUUUUUCACUAGACACUAAAAAGGAUGCGUAAUUAACGUGAGUGAUAGCGAUAACACAGGAAAACAAAGAAGAAACGUACAUUCCUGUUUUUUUCUCUCUCUUUUUUUUCACAAGUGUCUGCGUUAAGUGUCAUGCAGUGUCAUUUUUUGAUAGUCUGAAGCAAAGGGUACAUCUUGGUAUUUUUGAAGGUCUUCGAAUUAUUUCCAAGGUAUAUUAAUUGUUAAGAGGAAAAUAUCUUCUAUAUAGUCGCUUUGAGAUGAAAUUUAAAUUAGAAUAAAAUUGAUGCUCAUGAACCGCAUUGUAAUGGAUAAUGGCUUAAAAAGGAGAAUGCAGAGAGAAGAGUCGACAUCGGUCGUGAAUUAUCGACGGUGUUUUUCGAAUUCUUCUCAUCAGUGGUAUUUGUCGCAGGAUAUUUCGGAGUCCUCAAUCAUUAUUGGGUGGGGCAAAACUGCCAGGGUGGCGAUGCGACGAUGAGCCCGUCGAAGGAGGGGCAACGCGUCAUUCGACAAUCCCCUGAAGAAGAAAAAGAAGAAGAAGAAGAAGAAGAGGAAGAAGAGGGGGUGAUUUGUCCCGGGAAAAGGGCACAUUUUUUUAAAUUGAACAAGCUAAAAAGUGCAAUUUCAAUCGAUCGAUUAAUUGUUCAAAGUGGCCAUGGAUCACGAGACCAGAAACGGCACUGGCAACAACGACGGCGACGAGGAAUGCAUCAUUCAUUUUAUUAUUGGAAACCGCAAAGAAAUUGCCAGUUUCCGACCUGACCAAGUCACCAAUAAAGAAAUCAAGGAUCUUUUUAGAAAUGCAGCAGAGGCUGGACCUCUUGAUAUUGUGAAACUUCGAAAAGGGGAAAAAAUCUUAAACAUCUCUCCACAAUUGCCGGCAAAUACAUCUGAAGAUCCCUACAUCCUGCAGGUAACGAUGCAGGAUGUGUCUUCUUCCACUACUUUCAAGGUUGUUGGAGCUCAUCCUAGUACUUCGGGAAUGAUUGACAUAGAUGUGUGCUCUUUGGAAAGGCGAGUGUCGGCCUUAGAGCAAGAACAUCGAGAAGCGGCCUCGUCAAGAGCUUGUAUCACGCUUAGUGAACUUCAAGCACAAGUCAAUGCUAUAAAACAAAAGUUGGAAACAAUUGAGCAUCUCAGUUGGUUAGGCUUCCACAAGCAACUUCCGGAACCCAUUUCAUCGGAAGCAUGUCGCAGAUUGCAAUACCGACGUAAAAGUGAUAGCGUGAAACGUAAAGUACGAGAAAAAUUCUUCAACAUGUGUGACGUUGCACUAUCAACAAAUGUUCGUGAAUGGUUGAAAUCAUCAUCAUUUGAUGCACAACAAUGGGAAGAUGAAGAAUUACUUUUGAUGUUGCAAACAAUGUUCGUGGAACUGGAAAUACUUGAAAAAUUCAAUAUCUCGUUGACCACUUUGAGAAAUUUUCUCUAUGAGGUAUACAAUAAUUAUAAUGAGGUACCCUUCCACAACUUCAGGCAUUGUUUUUGCGUUGCACAGAUGAUGUACGCAAUUGCAUGGACUGUGGAUUUACCAUCGAAAAUUGGUCAUCUUGAAGUUUUGAUUUUAAUCGUAUCGUGCAUUUGUCAUGACCUCGAUCAUCCUGGCUACAAUAACAUCUAUCAGAUAAAUGCUCGUACUGAGUUAGCGUUGCGUUACAACGACAUCUCGCCCCUAGAGAAUCAUCAUUGCUCGGUGGCCUUUCGCGUCCUCGAAGCUCUGGAAUGUAACAUCCUGGCGUCCUUGGACCCAACGACCUACAGGACCGUAAGGGAAGGUAUCAUAAGGUGCAUCCUCGCAACUGACAUGGCCAGGCAUAACGAGAUCCUCGGGCAAUUUACCGAUGUCAUACCGGAAUUCGAUUACACGAACAAAGCGCACAUCAAUUUGCUCUCAAUGAUUCUAAUCAAAGUUUCGGAUAUUAGCAACGAGGCACGACCAAUAGAAGUCGCUGAUCCAUGGCUCGAUAGUCUACUGCAGGAAUUCUUUAAACAAAGUGAUGCAGAAAAAUUGGAGGGACUUCCUGUGACACCAUUUAUGGAUCGUGAUAAAGUAACGAAACCAUCGUCACAAUGCAGUUUCAUUGGAUUCGUUCUUCUUCCAUUAUUUGAAGCGCUUGGUGAACUUUUUCCCGAAUUACAGGAUCUCAUAGUAUCACCGGUACGAUACGCCCUCGAGUAUUACCGUCGUCUUAAUGAAGCGGCAAAAGACGAGCGGCUUCAUCGCAAAAGUGUCGUUGAUCUUGGUGAACACGUACCGUCGGCUACUUCCGGCGGAAAUUCUAGUUGCUCCUCGGUUGUGAAAUCAACUUCAUCCCAUAGUGUUCGUUCAAAACGAUCAGGUGGAACAAUUCAUUCUCGCUCAAGAUCAACGGAUGAAGAUGGAAUGGAAAAUUUAACAAUCGAAGAGGCUGACAAUCUCGAAAGUUCAGAUCCAGAAACAGCAACGGAAGUUGAAAUCAGUGAGAAGACAUUAAAAUUCAAAAUAUCAACUGAAGGUUCAAUAUCAGCAUCAUCAGUGGGUAGAAAAAGUUGUCCGGGAAGUCGAAAAGGAAGUAGAGAAAAAUCAUCAUUGGAUUAUCAUAAUCAUGAAUUUGCCAAAGCAAUGAGAGAACACGAUCGAAGAAGAAGUAAAGGUGAAAAUUUAAGUAGUGACAUGAGUUCUCCAAUUAGUGUUAAAUCAGGUGAAGAUUCACGUAUACUUGAAGAAUUUGAAAAAGACGAGACACUACUAAUUGAAUCAAUAAGUCCAAAAUCAGAAGGAAAUGGUAAUGUUACAACUGAAAAUUUUCCACAAAAAAAUAAUGUAAAUAAACGUUCAAUCAGCAUUAGUGGUGAUUCUGAUAUUGGAACAAAUCAUAAAGAAGUGAUAAAGGAUAUACGUUGUUGUCGUUGUGAUGAUAAAUCAAAUUCCAAUAAUCAAAGGUCAUUGAUGGCAAAAUUGAGAAAUCUCACCGAUCGUUUAAGUAUCAGUUUUGAUACAAAGGAGCCACCAAUUUUAAAACCAGUGAAACACGCCACAAAGAGUUUAAAUAAAAGCAAUUCAUUAAGCAGUGGUUCAUCAUCGACAAUGAGAUGCAAUGUAGUUUGUAAAAAAUGUAAUUUGACCAAAGCUAUUAAAGAAGGCAGGGAAACAAUAGUCGAUCUAUCAACUGGUGAUAAAAAAUCAAUGACCUUUCCAAAAGCAAGAAAAUAUCAAGACUGCAGGAGCAAGAGUUGGAAGACUGUUUUUGCCAAGGAAAAAAGACCAUCAAUAUCAUUGGAAAUAUUACCGGCAAGUAAUAUUGAAUCAACAAUUCCAAAACAUAGAAGAAAUCUCUCAAAUCCAGAGGGCAAAAUUGGUCAUAUAAAAAGCCAAAGUCCAAAUAAAGAAACAAAUAGAAAUUUUCGUGAUUUUAAAGAAAUUGAUGUAAGACCAAAAAAACCUGAAAUUCAUGUUGAUCAAAUAAAUCCCGGUAGUUCAAGUGCUGUUGAUCAAGAAUUAGGUAAUGUUGAAAUUAGAAGAAGUUCAGCGAGUAUGGAGGACAUAUCAAAAAUAACAAAACAAAAUGAAGCUGGAAUUUUAAAUUUAUUGGAAAAAAAAAAUAUUGAAGAUCAACAACAACAUACGGGAAGUCUUGAUUCAAUGCUAUGUAAAGAAUCAAUAACAACAUGUGUGAAAAAACCAACGGCAUUUUCAUCACCAGCGUCAACAAAAAAAUCAUCACCAGGUUUGUUUUCCCGCUUCAAAUCAGGAAUGAGUAUCGACGGUACAAGAAGCAGUAGUAAUAGUGGCUCUCUUCAUGAUCAACCGUCACAACAAAGCGGAUGGAUCUCUUCAUUAACUGCCAGCUUUCGCCCCAAAAGGCAUAUCAAUGAACCAACCACGUCUUCUCAUCCCACCCUUUCUCCUAGCAAUGAAUAAAUUUUAAGUCUUCAAAAUACGUCUUCAUUUUUAUAUUUUUAUUUCUCUUUUUUUUUUUUUUUUUUUAAUUAAAAAAGAAUAAUUAUUGUACAAAACGUCUUCCAAAAUCGUCUUCUCUCAUGCUUUUUUUUGAUAUUAAAAAAAAACAUUUUUAUUUUUAAACGAAUAUUCGCAAAAAAUAUUCUAAUUUUUUUUUUAAUUCUGGGAUUUUUCGAAUAUUAUACAUAUAUAUAUAUAUAUAUACGAAAUAUGCGCUAUAGAUGAGAAAAUUCAAUAUCUUAUAUAUAUAUCACUUAAUAUACUCUUUAUAUAAAAUAUCUUGCGAAUUCUUAUCGACAUAUUCUUUCCUUCAUAUUAAUCCCAGAUUAGCUCUAGUUCUACUAUCCUGUGAUAUCCCAGGACCUAAAUGAGAAAAAAAAACUAAAUAUAUUAAUAUGUUUUCAUUCAAUUAUGGAAAAAAAAACGAAAUUAUAUAAUCAAAAAAAAAGAGACUUUCCAUCUGAUUAGUUCCAAGAACUUACGAUGGAUUAAAAUCUUAUCUUUCGAUUUAGAAGAAGAGGAAAAAAAAAAUAAUAAUAAAAGAAAUGAAUUUAUUAGAUAUGUACUUCUGUGACUCUAGACUCGAGUAGCUAGAAUUUGAUUAAGUUUGUAGAAUAUUUUAUUUAUUGUAAAAAAAAAAAAUUCUAGUUUGUAGCUUGAACGAAUAAUAAUAAUUAAUGUUGUACGUUAUAUGUGUAUGUAUGUAUAUAAAUGUAUAUGUAAUAUAUUCAUAUACAUAUAUAUAAAAAAAAACUACAGCGUAAACACACACAAAUCGAUUAUUAGAAUUUAGAUAUAUAUAGUUAGAAAAAGCUUAUUUGUAGUAGCUGCCCAAAAAUCCCAAAAAAAGAAAAAAAAAAUGUAAUAAUUUUCAAUGUUGAGUGCAACGAGCAUUCUAUAUCGAGAAGGCCAUUUUAGAAUUUAUGUAAUUUAGCUUCUUGUAAUCAUUAACUUAUCGUCUUUUUUCACAAAAAAAUAAUUUCUUUUUAAUUGAAAAAAAAAAAAAAAAAUUUUUCAUGAAAUUUUCAAAAAAUGUUCCUUUAUGUAUCUAUUGUGAUAAAAAAUUCCAAAUUCUAUACAAUUUUAAAUUUUGUUUCAAAUAAUUAACUAAUUAAUGAAAAUUAAUUUUUUAUCCCAAAAAAUUCGUUUUUAAAAUUGGAAGAUGUUUUUGAAAUUUUUCGCAAAAAAUUUAAAGCGUGCAGUGAAAAAAAAAUUAUUUCAUUCAAAUAAUCGAUUAAUUAUUAUCCAAAUAAAUAUUUAUAUUACUUAAACCAAAUAAUUUUUAUUUAAAUUAAAUAAUUUGUAUUUGGACCAAUAAUUUCUGUAUUCGAAACAAAUACCAUUUAAUCAACCUGAAUAAUAAUUAUAAUUGUUAAAUAAUUAUUUAAACAUAAAUAUUUAGGGAAAAAAAUCUUUACCUGGGACAGCGAUAAGUUUCACUAUAAUAGCAAUAUGAUUCACUAAAACAGGGAAAGUUUUCGCUAUUCUAGAAAAACAUAUCGCUAUUCCAGAUAAAGAUUUUUUUUGCCUUUUUGAUAAUAGUCCAAUAAUCGAUUUGAAUUAAAUUUUGUAUUCAGUGCAUAAAAAGGAACAUUAAAAAAUUUUUUUUUAUUAUUACUAAAAAUAAUAAUAAUAAUAAUAAUUAUAUUAUUAAUAUAAUCUAUAAUUUUGAUAAUGGUCCACUUGAUAUGGGACGCGAUGCGUUUUUAUUAGAAUUCUAAUAUUAAAAUGAGGGCUGUUAGGAUGACUGGUGCCGAAAAAAAAAAUUUUUUCGAAAAAGAGAGAGAUAUAUAUUGCAGAUAAAAGAUGUAUGGGUUUUGAAUUGUGACGAACGAUUAUCUUUUAUGACUGAUAUUUUUCUGCAAAGAAAAUUCCUGAAGAUCAUAAAAUGUUUCAGAGCUCUAUAUAUAUAAAUAGUUUUUAAUUUUAAAAAAACUUUUAGUGUCAGUUGGGGUAAAUGGGGACAAAAUCGCUAUUUUUCACGAAUUAUGUUUCUUCCUUUAAAAGGUAAUAUUUGCGGGUUUUUUUUUUCUUUUUUAACUUGUUAUUUACGUUCCCAGGAUUAAUUUUAUGCAGCAGAAAAAAAAUUAGAUAUGCUUUAAACGCAUGAAACUGACUGUUCCAAUUUACCCCAAAAUUUAGAAAAUUUCAUAAAAUUUAGGGUAAAUGGGGACAGCAUAGUUUCUAAGAAAGUUUUAAGAAAAAAGUUUGAAGUAUAUUACUGUAUUAAGGGAUGAAAAAAGUUGAAAAAAAAAUUUGUAGUAGAUAUAUAAUAGUUGAACCAAUUGAAAAUUUUUUUUUAUUUCAGUAUUUUGUCUCGCAUUUGAAAAAAAGACUUAAAAAUCAUACCAUAUUUUUUUUCUUAUUCCUUAUGACUCCCAUAACAGAAAUUCAGUUUAAUUUUUGUUAAUUUGGUUAAUAAUGACAAGCUGUCCCCAUUUACCCCAAAAAUUUGAAAACUCCGGGUAAAUGGGGACAGUUUGUUAUUUUUAACCAAAUUAAUAAAAAUGAAAAUUUCAAGUGAAUUUCUGUUAUUGGUGUCAUAAGGAAUAAGAAAAAAAAUGAUUUUUAAAUCUGUUUUUUUAAAUGCUCAACAAAAUACUGAAACAAUUUAACUUUGAUUUUCAAGUUUUUAUGCAUUGAGCGAUAACUUUUUUUUAUCUUGCUGCCAAUUGUCAAGAUAAAAGUUUGGCAAUACUCAAAACCUCUUGAUCUGAGGUUAAAAUAUUGUCAUUGAAUUUAAUUUUAAAACUGUAAAUUAAAAAAAAAAAACCUCUUGUCCCCAUUUACCCCAAGUGACCCUAUUAUAUUUUACAUAAUCUGUGAGAGCAAUCAGAUAUCAAAUAAGUUGGGGGACCAUACUUUUUCUAUAAAUUAUAAUGAAAAUUAGUCAUUUUACUGUUUAUUGUACUUAUUUCAUUUUUUUUUCUUUUAAUUUUUAAUCAGAUUCUAGAUGAAUUUUUUUUUUUUUGAUCGUUCGUACCAAUUUGCUUCCAUAUUGACAUCGUUUUAUAUUAUGUUCUAGUAUGCAAUAUUAUGCUUUCAUUUUUAUCUUAGAUGUUUAUAUUUUUAUACACUCUAGUCUUAUAUGUUAUUAUUGUCAUCCCAAUUCGUUUUGGGCAUUUUGUUUUGUUUUUUUUUUUCUUCAAGUGACAAAUUAGGUAAAAAAAAAGGAAUUUUUCAAAUAAAAUUAAUUAAUUUAUUGUCGUUUCGCUCGGCAAACUCUUUUAGAUCUUGGAAAAAAAAUAUAACAAUAGAGUUUCGAUGAUAAACGUUACAAACUAUACUUGUGCCUGUAUUUUUUUUUUUUUUUAAUUAUUAAUAUUUAUUUGACUGUUUUUUUUUUUUAAACGAUUUUCGGGGAGCAAAGAUUUGGCCUAAAUGUCGUGUUUAUAGUUAAAUUAAAUGGGCCAAAUAUAUAAAUUAUUGAGACACACAUUGAAAAAUGCUUUGAUGUCAUAAAAUGGACUAUUCGUUGAUUAUUGUUAAAUGUCGGUCAAUUAAAAAAAAAAAAAAAAAAAAAAAAAAAAAAAAAAAAAAAAAAAAAAAAAAUAGUUUAAAAUCAUUGUGAACUAUAUUAUCUGUACAGUAACCGAAUAUAAUAUACGGAGUACGGAGUAAUAUCUUGAUUUUCAUCUUCGUUUCCAUUUUUUGAACUCGCGCCUCUCGUACGUUAAGUCGUUAUUAGAAUAUAAGAAUAUUGACUCGAACUCUUAAAUGAAGAAUCGUAAUUAUGUGCAUAAUAUACAAAACUGGUUUUACCUGAUGUGUAUGAAAGAAUUAAAAAAAAAAAAAAAUUUCUACACUCGCUGGCGAGUGUUAUCGUUAUUAUACAUAUGUUGUAACAUAAUUGUUCAGUGUUGCCAAUAGUGUCUUUAUUUAAAAGAAAAAUGAAAAUAAUUUUCAGCCUUCAAAUUUUAUUUACAAAUUGCAUUUUAAUAUAAAAUACAAUUAUAAUCAAAUUAAAACAAAGGAUCUAAUUUACUGAUGAUAUUUUUCAUAUAAAAGCAUUUUUUUUAAUUUAAAAGCAAUUUACAUGCCUUUUUUUUGAAAAAAAUGUAUUUUAAUUAUUUUUAAUAUUUAAAAGAUUUUAAAUAAAUCAAAAUAAUUUGUCAGCACUGAACGACAUUGCAAAAAAGAUACCUACCGUUGAUUCCGUUCAUUCCGUUUGAUUCUAAGGUGUCGUAUAUAAUAUAAUAAUAUAUUAUAGAAAAACUAGGUUUAAGAUUCUAAAUCUGAACAAUAGAGUCAACCGUAUCAUGAAAACAGCCACGAUCAAGUAGUUUUUUGUAAAUGAAAUAAUAAACGUAUACGUCAACAAA